Messenger RNA from Symbiodinium necroappetens, 786 nucleotides. Lineage: Eukaryota; Dinophyceae; Suessiales; Symbiodiniaceae. The record is from the annotation of a GenBank genome assembly.
GAGGUCACGAUUCCGGAUGUACAUGUUCAACAGCAGAUCUCGAAGCUUCUUUGCUAUCGCAAGAAAGGCCGUGGACGCUGCUUGCAAAAAGCAUUCGAUCAGCUAGGACUUCCGAAGAUGGCCAGAUUGGAGCCUUCUACACUUUUGCAAGAUGUGGGGUCUUUCGAACAAAAGCAGUGUCCGUUCACCUGCAUUUUUUAUGUGGCCGGGGAACAUGGCCGGGUUUUGCAUAUGUCUCCACUGCUGCAGAUCCCAGGAGUCAGCUUGAACACGUGGGCUAUCGACUUGCUACACUCGUGGCACUAUGGACCCAUGUCUACUUAUCUGACAUUUACUCUUCGUGCUUUGCUGAACACAGAGAUCUACAAGCCUGGCAAUUCGGCAGUGCUAGACAAGGAAGAAAAUGACAAGCUUUGUUUGAUGGCCCUCAAGGCAGAAUUAUGGAUGUUCUACAAGUACAGACGUGCCACAGACAAGGAGUGGAGCAAGAAAGGUUCUGAGGUGUGGAACCUCACUCUCACCAUGCUUGCCGAGAAAGCACUGAAGUGCAAAGCAGCGGAGACACACGGUUUACUUCGCUUUGUGGUCAUGACACUUGAGAAAUACAAGGAGGUGCUUCAGAAAAGUGACAAGUCGCAAAUGUUUGAUCUUCUUCAUCGGGCAGGUUGUGCAGCUGAAGCUUUCGAUCAGACUAUGAACGAGCACGACAGAGUGUUUCCAGAGGAAGCAUGCGAUGCUUUGUUUUCACACUAUCAUCGCUUCAUACAGCUUUGCUCAAGGGCUGGU